AUGAAGCGGAGAUUUCUCACAAGACAGAAGUCAAAUAAAAAUAAUAAUAAUAAAUUAAUGAUGUCUAACACAAGAGUCUUAAAUUUCUCAUCGACAACAACAUCAUCAAUGAAUAAAGCAUCGACUUUUAAGUCGACAGCAGUUGAAAGUAAAUUAUCAAAAAUGCCACCGCAUUCACAAACGAUAAAGACGACAUCGACAACGCCUCGAUUGACUAGAAAGCCCUGCAAUGAAAAUUCCAAAUCAUUUUUCAAUUCAACAACGUCAAAUGCGAAUAAUUUUUCACUCCUUAAAUCGCCCCAAUUGGUACGAACUAAAAACUGGAUUAAUAGUAAUAGUUGUAAAGUGAGUUCGGGAGGAAGUUCGACAUGUUCGGACGAGUCAAUUAUUCCAAAAUAUACCGAGCACUCUACAGCAACAAGCUAUAUCAAUACAUCACAGAAGCGUGCUUAUAAUUUCAACAAAAUAACGACCACGAAAAAGCUGUUAAAUAGCGCGAGAAAUACAGCAAUGGUGUUUGAGAGAGAUUUGAAAGUCUCAAGUGUGGCUGCUAAUAAAAUUAAUAAUGAAAAUCAUAAUAAUGUGAAAUUUUUAUCACGAAAUUGUGAGUUAAAUAAAAGUUUUAAAAGUAAUAGCAGCAAAAUUGUGCCAAAUAAGAUUUUCAAGCCCACAAUUCAAUCGUCAAAUUCCUCAUCAUCAUCGUCCUCAACUGCAUCGUCAUUGAAAUCAUUCUCAUCAAAAUAUCCCAAUGGAUUGCCAUUUGAGAAUGAAUUCUAUCAUUAUCGGAACAAUAAGACAACAAGUACAGCAUUUACAAGUCACAUCAAAAGCACGGCUGAGAAUAAUUUACGAAAGAUAAAUCGCCAUAACAUAUUGAAUAACAAUAUAAGAAUUAGUCGUUCUGUGGGCUCCGUAGCAUCAGACAAAUCCUCAUCAUCAUUAAGUAACAAUAGUCAAAAUGAUUUUCAUGAAUUGAAUGAUUCCGAUCAUAUGCAUAUCCGAUCAUCGCCAUAUUUUCCAACCUCAUAUGAUAGUGAUGUCAUGUAUGUUGAUUUUACCAUGAAAUCCGAUGACAAAUUGAAGCAAAUUACUAGUCAGCAGCGUAAUGGUUUACAUGCCAUUAAACGACCAACAUUGAGUGCUGUUAAAACGACUUAUUACAUAAAUGACAAAAAUGACAAUUGUUUUUGUGAAUUCGAAAGUAUUAAAGGCACAAAUGGCGCUAUCAAGAAGCUAAUUGACAGAAAACAAGAGCACAACAAUGAGAAAUUUGCAAAUGCAAUAGAUAAACGUAAUAAUAAAGAAUCUGUCGUCUACAUCGCUCUUGCAUGUUAUGACAUACCACAUCGUAAUGAGCGAUAUCAACGACGAAGUUUGGAGAAUGAUAAGAAGCUCUCUCGGCGACAUCGCAAGCAUCGUAACGAUACAAGGGAUCAGGAGGUGAUAGGAGGUAGUAUGAAGAAUAAUAAGGAUGGAGUUGGACAAAAAAAGCAGCAGCAGAAUGGUGUACCGAAAAAAAUUGUCAAGGUCAUCGAUCCACUAAACAGAGAAAUGAAUGGGAAAGGACCUCUAAAAUCACCACCCCCGCCAAUUGGCAAUAGCAAUAGUAACAGUGACUCAACAACGCCAGCUGAUUUUUUUAGCAAAAUGAAGAUAAUUGAAGAUGAGAGUUCAGCACAUGGAAUUAAAUUAACUGAUGUAGGAUUGCCACAUAUUUCAGUACAGACACUUGAAUGCAAAAAGAAUGAAAAGCCUCAGACGACGAUUAUAAUCUAUAAAUCGAAAAAUGGCACUCGUGCGCCAACUGCAAAAGUUAUCAUGACAAAGAAUCACUUUACAAAUACGCAUUCACAGUUACAACAAACAGAAAAUACAGCAACAAAUCCAAAUAAUAAUAAUAAUAAUAAUAAUAGUAAUAAUAAUUAUCAUACGGAAUCUACAGCAAUAAAUUUAAGUACGAACAUGACACCGACAAGUUACAGCGGCAGUGGGAAUGCAAAUAGUGCUUCCGCAACCGACAAAAUAAUAACAACAAUCGCUACUCCUUCUUCAUCAUCUUCAUUUAUCGACACGUCAAUCUUUACAGAAUCGGCAGAUACAGCUGAACUAUUGAAUAAUGCACUUGAGAAUGACUUAAUUGAUCUCACAUCGAAUGCAAUUACAAAAGUCUCAACAAAUGGGCCAGCUGAUGAUUUAUUUACAGCUGAUAUCGACUUUAUGAAUAAUUAUCUCAAAAGUCUUCCGGAUUAUAGUAAUGUGAGCAGCAAUAGUAAUAAUAAUGCCAUAAAUAAUAACUGUAAUAAUGUCCAACAAAUCCCAUCGACUGUAAAGCUACGCGAACAUCCGAACCCGAAGCCAUUUCAAAAUGUCUUCACAGAGACACACGUACCAUUGCAUAAUCCAGCUCCAUAUCAAAAGCAUGGAGUUAGUCAAAGUCCACAGUUGCAUAGGAAACCCAUGAGGAUACCGCUGUCCAAGUCAAACUCAAUUCAUACAAUCACAAAGCAAAAUAUGAAAAAUUUUGGCAACAUGCAGACAGCGAAUGUCAAUUGCCAUGAGAAAGAUUCAGCAUGUAUAGCUGAGGAUUUACAGAAUAAUAAUAGUAAUAAUAAUGUCAGUAGCAAUAAUAAUAAAAUAAGUCGUAGUACAUCAUCAAACUCGAUGAUUAAUGCAAAUGAUCCGAAUGUUGGCACUGUGAAGGAAGGCACAGAUUUUAUGGGAUUCAUGAGAAAACCGUCAUCAUUAAUGAAUAUUUUUAAGAAAUUGGGUGGCUCACAUAGCAACAGUUUUACGCCACAACAGCAGCAAGUAACAAGUCACGAUAAUUCGUCAAGUGAUUUAAAUAAAAGCAGCAAGACGCCAUCUGUCGAACCAAAGAAAUCAAUCAGUGAUUUUUGGCGAGAUAAUGUUUCAUCCACUAACCAACAUACGCCGAAGUUUGGAUGGAAUUAUCAUAAAAUUAUUCCACAGUUUAACCAUAAAAGUAGUCAGCCACAAAGUCAGCAACAGCAGCAGCCACAACAAGCUCAAAAUAGUACAAAACCUUUCCCUUCGCCUUCAUCUGCAAAGCGCAAAAUGAAUGUCACGAAUAAGAAAACAGAACCAGUUGCAAAUGUAUCAAAUUCCUCAUGUGUGGCUGCUGUUGCAUCAAGUCCAAUGCCGGCGACAACGUCAAAGCCGCAGCCAACAAAAUUGCGCGAUUCACAACCAAAAAAGGAAAACAUUUCGAUACAGGAAAGUCCAAAGCAAAGACAGCAAUUGAGCCAUGAUAAUCUGAAUAAAUCAUCAAAUUGUGAACAGCAGAGGCUAGAAUUCCAAAAACAUAAGUCAUUCUCAUUGACUGAUAAUCAUCAAGCAACAGCUAAUGGAAGUAGCAAUAAGUUUAAAGAGAAUAUAAAAUUAGCAAAAGAGGAAUUUUUUAAAGGUGGAAAUAAAGAUGCUAAUAGCACAAAAGAUAACAAUAGCUUUAAGCCGUCACAAGAAUUGAUAAAGUCAUCAUCAAAUUCUCACAUUUAUAUGAAUGAUCAAGACCCAAAUUAUUAUAAAAAUUUGCAUAAGAUUACAAAAUCAUUAAAUCACAACGUAACGAAUCUAAUAGUCAGCAAGCCACCAAAUCAGCAGCAACAGCAACAACCACAAGUGGCUAAUACAUCAAAUCAAUCAAUUCCAUUGCAUAAAAGCGUAUCUAAUUCGUCCGUACCAAAUUAUUUGGCACAUCAUCAUCAUCACCAUCAUCCACAUAAUUUCCAUCAUCAUCCACACCAUCCACAACAAGUUUUCUUUCCACCUCCUGGACAAGCAAAUUUUCAACCAUCAUCAGCACCGGUUCAUGCUCCGGCUUUUAUAUAUCCAGCAUAUCCAUCGACACAUGAUAUGCAAAUGAUUCAAAAAUCAAAUAUUCCAAUAUGCUAUAAAUAUUCUCUUAAUAAGAGUUCAUCGAAUUCAUCAAUGGGCCCAGCUACAUUCGGUUUCUAUAGUCUUAAUGAGAAACCGGCUUUUACGACACCAACGGGUGUUCCUGUAUUGUGGCCUCAACCGACACAACCAAAUCAACAGCCACAACAUCAUCACCAAUCUCACAUUAAUAAAAGUUCAUCGAGUUCAUGCAUAUAUGCGAAGACAUUAAGUCAACCAGCACACCUAUCGAAAAAUAAUGGGAUAUUCUCAAGAUACAAGCCAAUCCUUUCAGACGAUGAUGAUAAUGAUUCGGACAUAAGUGAUGAUGAUAUAAGUAAGCACAGUAAUGCAUCGUAUGUGAAUAAUGUUCCAGCACCUCCGCCAUUUAACCGAAAGAAUUCUAUGCCUAAUUCGAUAAUGACGGUUGCGAAUAGCAGCAGCAACAAUAGUAUAAAUAAUUUCACUCCAUUUACUAAAAUCAGCACGAUACAGAUUCCAAUAAAUGGACAAUUACCGCCACCAUUUAAGACAAAAAAUGCAGCAUUGGCAAUGGAAAGACAGGAAGAUCAUCAACAGCCAUUAAAUACGGUAGAUAAUGGCAAUGCCGUACAGAAAAAUGUAAUUACAGAAAAUGAUCAUCAUAAGAAUGAAAUACAAUCCUUGCCAUCUUCAACCGUGCCAUCAUGUACUCCACAAAGUCAAAUACACUCACAGUCAACUAUUGCUGCUGCCGUAAUUCAAGCUAAUAAUAUUUUCUAUAAUCUUAUGUCAAACCCGUUGACCGCGACACAAAAUGCAAUUGCCAUUAAUAAUCAACAGCAAUUGCAACAACAACAACAAAACCAAGAUGGUCACCCGCAUAGUGCUGGAACAUUUUCGAGUGUAGGCGUGAUCGGUGGAGAGCAAAUUUAUACUCCUUAUACGAAAUAUUUAUCAGACAGAAAAUAUUUUGCCGAUUUGAAUGUAUGUGGCGAGAGUAAUGUACAGUCAGGCACAACAACAACAUCAACGCCAUCGAUCGAGCAGCAGAGGCGUAAUUCUGGUACAUCGACAUGUACUAAUAAAUCAAAAAUUCCAAUGUAUAUUGAGAAUAAAUCGAAGCAAAUUAAAGAACAACAACAUGUACCACCAGCUGUUAUCAACUCAAACAAUUUACAUACACAACAAAAUCAAGAGCAGCAGCAGCUAAUGAAUAGAAUUAAGAAGGAGGACAAUGAAAUUGAUAUAUUAAGUGCAUUCGAUCCUUUUUACGUGCCAACGACAGAACAAAAUAAUUCAUCGACAACCAGCAAUAAACUUCAUCAACUGCUAUCGACUGUGGCCAAUGAGCAAUGGACUGACUAUAAAAAAUGUGAUGCAUAUGGCAGUGAUCAUCAAUUCUCGACAGAAACUGCAGAGGUAGUUUCAUUAUUAUGUAUUGCUGGACAGGGGUGUAUCCUAGGGAUCUCAGAGGGUGGCGAGUCGAUAUUGGUAGCUCUAAGUUUAGGUAAUGUUUGGUACCUCAAGUUGCUUUUGUUAAUUAAAAGCCCUCAAAAUAUGCCCUGA
Messenger RNA from Chironomus riparius, 5442 nucleotides. Lineage: Eukaryota; Metazoa; Arthropoda; Insecta; Diptera; Chironomidae. The record is from the annotation of a GenBank genome assembly.